AUGUCCUUGUUUUGUGCCGUCAAAUCCGGCAAACGAUUUAUCCGUUUCGGUAAAUUCAUCAACGUUGGCGCUGCCCAUUACCAAUUUUUUCCCAUUACCGACAAACCAGUACCUGGAUUUGGAAAUUUCAAGGAUAGACUUUUUGGCGUUCGGUCAGUUUACGGCACGAGUAGCUUUGGUUUUAAUACAAACCAAGUUUGGAGCGAAACCCAUAUAUCAAUGCCAACAAAGGUUUCGUCCGUACGGCCGACAAGCACCAGUCGAAGUGUCGCAGAAGACAAGGUUUUCUUUGCGGAAGUGAGUUGGGACCACCGUCCUAUUUCUCUAUCGGGCCAUUAUGGAACGGUCAGGAAAAAACAGACAUUUGGGAGAAAACUUUCAGUCUUUUUUGCAGAAUUUGAGAGUGGACAUACAUUAUAA
Molecule: messenger RNA, 420 nt
Organism: Paraglomus occultum
Lineage: Eukaryota; Fungi; Glomeromycota; Glomeromycetes; Paraglomerales; Paraglomeraceae
Source: the annotation of a GenBank genome assembly